CAUGGCGUUAUCACGAGCGGGCGAGAUGCUGUCCUCUCUUCGCUGUUUGUUGUAUUUAUUGGUCCUCAGCGUGGCAGGAAUAAACUCGUCGACUCUUCGUCUUCAUCCUGAGCAGCGUUACAUGCUGCCGCAAAACAGAGGAUUUUUCACAAUAGAAGCAAGUGAGGCUUCACUGCACGGAGAUGGAGGUGGCUCCGCGGCUCGAGCGCUGCAUCUGCCCGCUCGCAGUGGAAUCGAAGGCGGGUCGGUCUCCAGCGUCUACCCGCAGCAUCGAAGUCGCCGGAGCGCUGGUAAACCGGCGAUGCCAAAGGUGUACGGCCAGGCCAACCUGAAUGACUCUCACAACCAGAUGGUCGUCCACUGGGCAGGAGAGAAGAGUAAUGUCAUUGUAGCCUUGGCUCGAGACAGUGCAGGAACCACUGGGUCCAAAACCAGCUCGGUCUACGUGUCCUAUGACCACGGCACCACUUUCAUACCCGUCUCACACAAGUUCAAGUUUUCGGGGGCUAAGAUGAAGGACGGCAGCAAGCAGGUCAUCUCGCAGUUCUACCACAGCCCUGCAGACAACAGGAGGUACCUGUUUGUGGACUCUACCAACAACUACCUUUGGAACGCCUUUGACUUCUGUAGGAACGUCCAGGGCUUCUCCCUCCCCUUCAAACCCACCGACCUGCUGCUCCACAGCAGACGAGCCAACCUGGUGCUCGGCUACGACGGCUCCCAUCCCAACAAACAGCUGUGGAAAUCGGACGACUUUGGGGAGACGUGGGUGUUGAUCCAAGAGCACGUGAAGACCUACUUUUGGGGUGUGGAACCCUACGACCCCCCAACCACAGUCCUCGUCCAGAGAAACGAGCCCCAGGGUGUAUCCACUAUACUCAGCAGCACUGACUUCUUCCAGAGUGAACAGAACCGCAGACUGAUCCUGGAGCAGGUGGACAGCUUCCAGCUCCGAGACAAGUACAUGUUUGCCACCACCACACGGAAACUGUUGGGAAGCCACGAACCAUCAUCUGUUCAGCUCUGGGUGUCCUACAACCGCCAGCCAAUGAAAGCAGCCCAGUUUAUGACCCGCCAUCCAAUCACAGAGUACUACAUAGCAGAUGCAUCUGAGGACCAAGUGUUCGUGUGUGUGAACCACUUGAACAACGUCACACACCUCUACAUCUCAGACACACAGGGUCUCGCCUUCUCUCUGUCGCUGGAGAACGUGCUGUAUUACAGUCCUGAGAGCUCUGGCAGCAACACACUCAUCAGGUAUUUUGCCAAUGAGCCGUUUGCAGACUUGCACCGUGUGGAGGGGCUGAGGGGCGUCUACAUCGCCACGCUCAUCAACGGCUCUGUGAGCGAGGACAACAUGCGAUCUGUCAUCACGUUCGACAAAGGAGGGACGUGGGAGUUGCUUCAGUCGCCUGCUACCGACAGCCUGGGCGGAACCAUAGACUGCCAGCUCAGUAAAGGUUGCUCCCUUCACCUGGCUCAGCGCUGGAGCCAGUUGUUUAACAUCCAGCUAAGAAGAAUACCCAUUUUAUCCAAGGAUUCUGCACCUGGACUUAUUAUGGCCACAGGAUCUGUUGGCAGGAACUUGGCCAACAAACCCAAUGUGUAUGUAUCCAGCAGCGCUGGAGCCCAGUGGAGAGAGGCAUUGGCAGGCCCUCAUUUCUACACCUGGGGUGACCAUGGCGGCAUCCUGAUGGCUAUUGCACAAGGAGGCCCCACCACACAACUGAAGUUCAGCACCAAUGAAGGCGAGACGUGGACCGACUUUCGGUUCUCAGAAAAGGAAGUGUACGUUUACCAGCUGCUGACAGAGCCCGGAGAGAAGAGCACCAUCUUCACCAUUUUUGGCUCGUAUGCCGAGCAGAGACACAGCUGGCUCAUCUUGCAGGUCAACACCUCUGACAUUCUGGGCGUGCCUUGUUCUGAGAAGGACUACAAGCACUGGUCCCCAUCUGACGAGCACGGUAAUGAGUGUCUGCUGGGCAGAGAGAUAACGUUCAAAAGGCGAGCGCCUCACGCUACGUGUUUUAACGGAGAGGAUUUUGACCGGCCGGUCACCAUCUCUAACUGCUCCUGCACACGCCAGGACUACGAGUGUGACUAUGGCUUUAAGCUGAGUGAGGACUUGUCCCUUCAGGUGUGCGUGCCUGACCCUGAGUUCUUGGGCGACCUCUACGCUCCACCCGUUCCUUGUCCUGUUGGUACUACCUACCGCCGCAGCAAAGGCUACAGGAAGGUACCAGGAGACAGCUGCAGCGGCGGAGAUGUGGAGGCCCGGCUGGAUGGAGAGAUGCUGCCUUGUCCUGUCGGAGAGAGUAAUGAGUUCAUCCUGUACGCUGUGAGGAACUCCAUCCAUCGCUACGACCUGGCCACGGGCACUGACCAGGCUCUGCCUCUGGCUGGCCUCAGGGAGGCUGUGGCUCUGGACUUUGAUUAUGACCGCAACUGCCUGUACUGGGCCGACAUCUCCCUGGACACCAUACAGCGCCUGUGUCUGAAUGGCAGCACAGGUCAGGAGGUUGUCGUGAGGAAAGACCUGCAGAAUGUGGAGGCUCUGACCUUUGACCCCAUCAGUAGACUGCUAUACUGGGUGGAUGCUGGAGCGCAGAAGAUUGAGGUUUCAAACCCUGAUGGGGAUCUGCGGCACACCCUGCUCAACUCUUCCAUCCUCGAACACCCGCGAGCUUUGGUUCUGCUGCCCGGAGAGAGUCUGAUGUUCUGGACUGACUGGGGAGACCAAGCGCCUGGCAUUUACCGAAGCUACAUGGAUGGAACCAACGUGUCCCGCAUCGUGUCCGAGGGUGUCCGAUGGCCCAACGGUAUCACGGCCGACGACCACUGGCUGUACUGGACCGAAGCCUACAGCGACCGCAUCGAGAGGGCCGACUUCAUCGGAGGGCAGAGGCGCGUCCUCAUGGAGGGGCUGCCCCACCCGUACGCCAUAGCUGUGUUCAAGAAUGACCUGUACUGGGAUGACUGGUCUAAAAUGGGAAUCUUCAAAGCUCCAAAGGCUGGUUCCCAAAACAACGAGCUGAUUGUUGGCAGGCUAACUGGAGUCAUGGACCUGAAGAUCUUCUAUAAGGGGAAGAACAGAGGCCAUAACGCUUGUGCCGACCAGCCGUGCAGCCUGCUGUGUCUGCCUCAGCCCGGCCACAGGCACACCUGCGUUUGCCCAGACGGCGCCCCGACUCUAACGACGCCCAGCGGAGAGCUGCAGUGUCAGUGUCCCCAAGGCUACCAGCUCCACAACAACACCUGCAUCAAGACGGAACACAGCUGUCUGCCAAACCAGUAUCGCUGCUCCAAUGGCCGCUGCAUCAGCAGCAUCUGGAAGUGUGACAGCGACAACGACUGUGGGGACAUGAGUGACGAACAAGAGUGUCCCACUACGACUUGUGACCCGUCCAACCAGUUUCGCUGCGUGGCCUCAGGUUCCUGCAUCCCUCUGGCCUUUAAAUGUGACCAUGAGGAUGACUGUGGAGACAACAGUGAUGAGGAGAACUGUGAUUCUCAUCAGUGUGGGCCCGAUGAGUUCACGUGUGCACGUGGUGUUUGCAUCCGCAAGAGUUGGCGCUGCGAUGGAGACAAUGACUGCAGAGACUGGUCAGAUGAAACAAACUGCACUGUGGGCCACCAUACCUGUGAGCCCAGCAGUUUCCAGUGUAACACAGGUCACUGUAUACCUCAGCGCUGGAAGUGUGACGGUGAUGAUGACUGUCAGGAUGACUCGGACGAAGAUCCCCAACACUGUGAGGGAACUCAGUGUAAAGGCUUCCUGUGCUCCAAUCACACCUGCCUGCCAGCCUCCGCGCACUGCAAUGGCAUCAAGGAGUGUCCAGACGGCGCCGAUGAGAACAACUGUGAUCCCCUGUGCACUCGCUACAUGGAGUUUGUAUGUCAGAACCGAGCCCAGUGCCUGUUUCAGUCUCUGGUGUGUGAUGGGAUCAAACACUGUGAAGAUGGCUCUGAUGAGGAUGCCGAGUAUGCACAAUGUGCCGCACCGUCUGAAUUCAGCAAAGUGUGUGACAUCUAUACCUUCCAAUGUGCCAACGGAGUGUGUGUGAGUCUGGAGUGGAAGUGCGACGGCAUGGAUGACUGUGGGGAUUAUUCCGACGAAGCCAACUGUGCUGCUCCGACCGAGGUCCCAGGCUGCUCCAAGUAUUUCCAGUAUGAGUGCAAAAAUGGGCGUUGUAUCCCCACGUGGUGGAAGUGUGACCUGGAGAAUGACUGUGGGGACUGGUCUGAUGAAUACAUAUGUUCAGGUGGUUCAGAUCCUCACACUGUGGCCCCCGGCCCCUCCACGUGUGCGCCCAACCGCUUCCACUGUGGCUCAGGGGCUUGCAUCAGCAACACCUGGGUGUGCGACGGCUAUGCUGACUGCCCUGACGGCAGCGACGAGUUUGGAUGUCCGACAGCAGUUAAUGGCUCUGUGACUCCUGCCUUGGUACCCACUGAGAACCCUCAUUCGCCCGAUCGCUGCAGCCGGAGUCAGUUCCAGUGUCAGCGCCCCGCCCGCUGCAUCCCCGACUGGCAGCGCUGUGAUGGACACGCCCACUGUCAGGAUGGCUCUGAUGAAGCACACUGCCCCACCCACGGUCCUCUGUCCUGUGUUAAUGGGACUCGCUGUUCUGAUGGUGAAGCCUGUGUGCUGGACAGUGAGAAGUGCGAUGGCUUCCUGGACUGCUCCGACCACAGUGAUGAAGAUGGCUGCACCGCGGACACGUUGGCCUAUAAAGUCCAGAACCUCCAGUGGACACCAGAUUUCUUGGGUGGCAUCACUCUGACCUGGACCCGGCCUAAAAACCUUCCCCAGGACUCUUGCUCCUUCCUCAUCUACUACAGGCCUGUGGGCACAUUGCCGUGGACCCCUAUGGAUACCCACAGCAACAAGACCAGCUACAAACUGACCGUGCUGAAGCCCGACACCACGUACCAGGUGAAGGUGCUCACUCAGUGUCUCAGCAAACUGCACAAGACCAAUGAGGUGAUCACAGUCCGGACACCAGAGGGAUUGCCUGACCCUCCCAGGAAUCUGCAGCUGUCCUGUGAUAAUAAUGGUGUGGAUGGGACAGUGGUGGUUUCCUGGAGUCCCCCCGACAAGAGCAACGGCCUCAUCAGGGAGUACAUUGUUGAGUACAGCGUGUUUCAAAGCGCUGACUGGACGUCGGCGAGAUCCAAAUCAGAGACGACUAAGGUGUACGAGCUGCGUCCAGAAACGCAGUACAAUUUCAGGGUGGCUGCGGUGACCAGUCGAGGUGUGGGAAACUGGUCCGAGGUGAAAUCCAUCACCCCUAAGAAAG
Messenger RNA from Maylandia zebra (zebra mbuna), 5300 nucleotides. Lineage: Eukaryota; Metazoa; Chordata; Actinopteri; Cichliformes; Cichlidae. The record is from RefSeq and is a predicted model, not a curated record.